This is a messenger RNA of Closterium sp. Naga37s-1, 4509 nucleotides long. NCBI's taxonomy places the organism in Eukaryota, Viridiplantae, Streptophyta, Zygnematophyceae, Desmidiales, Closteriaceae. The record is from the annotation of a GenBank genome assembly.
AUGGGGGGCGAGGCGCGUUCAGGCACCCAACAACCAGUAGCCGCGUCAGCACCAGCCGGGGCCAGCCACGGCGGCGAUGCGAGGCUCUGGUGGAACCGCCUGGCCAAUCGCGUUCUGCCGCGCGUGGCGUCGGUGCAGCGUCCCCCCGUCUUCUCUCUGCGGGGGCUGGCCAGCGGGGGGGAAUUUGCAGCGGCGGAGGGUUCGCGUGGGGGAACCGCGGUUGCAGAGGCUGCGGGGGGAAGGGGAGGCGGCGGAAGAUGGGGAGGGGGGAAUCAAGGCGGCUGGCGGAAAUGCGGGACCGAAAAGGCGGCGGAGCAUGGGGACGCGGGGGGAAGAAGAAACGCCAGCGCGCGGAAAGGGGGGAGAUUGAGCGGGGGCAGGAGGCGGGAAGUGCGCGCAGGGGCACAGUCGACGGGGGGAGAGCAGGGCGCGCGGGGGAGAGAAAGGGCCGGAUCUGGCGGAGGGAGGAGUGCGGAAGGCGUGGCGGAGAAGCUUCCCCCAGCGGUUCCCCCCGCGGGGCGGGAGAUGGAGAGGCUGCGCGACAAUCUGGCGCGGAUGCGGCGGGAGGCGCUGGGGAGGGCGCUGGAGAGGGCGGGGCGGGAGGGGAGCAUAGGAUGGGCGGAGGCGCAGUGGCUGGUGGAGGGCAUGAUGGGGCGGGGAGACGGCAUCCGCGCUUACAGGGUGAGAGCGGAGUGGUGGGGAUGGGUUUGUAGUGAGGAUGCAGUGGGAUGGCAGUCCGGGGUGGGGAUCAGGUGGCAGGGGGAUAAGUGGCUGGUGGAGGGUAUGAUGGGGCGGGGGGACGGCAUUCGUGCUUUGCUUACAGGAUCCUCCAGUGGGCGCAGCAUCAGCCAUUCUACUCGCCCUCUCACAGGCAGGGCGCAAUCUCAAUGCAUCCCACACACACCUUCUCUCACAUUUCCUCCUUCCUCUCCCGUUCCCUCCCUUUCUCCCCCUCCAGAUCCCCCAGUGGGCGCAGCAGCAGCCAUUCUACUCGCCCUCUCACAGGCAGGGCGCAAUCUCAAUGCAUCCUACGCCUUCCCUCCCGUUCCCUCCCUCUCACCCCUCCAGAUCCUCCAGUGGGCGCAGCAGCAGCCCUUCUACUCGCCCUCCCCGCCGCUCCUCUCCUCCCUCCUCCUCCUCCUAGCGCGCACGCACCGCAUCCCACCCAUGCUCGCCCUGCUCGACCACUGCCUCUCCUACCAAUCCCACGCACCACCACCGGAGGCACAGGGCAGCACAGGGGCCUCUUCCCAGCCCCUCCUGCCCUCGCCGCCCCAACCGCCCAACCUGCCCCACCCGCCGGUGCUGCCAGUGCGCACGGCGCAGGGGGGAGAGGGUGCGACGCCUGCUGCUGUGCCUUCUCAGUCGCCUGCAGUGCUGGUGGGGCCGGCUGUGCCGCUGCGCGUGGUGCAGGCGUGCAUGGGGGCGCUGCUAAAGUCUGCGCAUGAUGAGAUGGAGCGCGUGUGGGAGCUGUAUGGCAUGGGGGAGCGGGAGGGGGGCAGGGGCAGCACUCCCGACUGGCUUGUCAAUCAAAUGUUCGAGGCGUGCAUGGGCGCGCUGCUCAAGUCCGCGCAUGAGGUGGGAGGUGCACUCCCCAAGUGGAGAGGCCGCCACAUGCACAAGGCAGAAGCGCUCCUACGAGAGACGAGGGAGAGGAGGGAAGGGAAGAAUCAGCAGCGCAGCUCGGCCCCUCUGCUCCAAAUGUAUGCGUCUCUGGUGCGGCAUCAUGCCAGGGAGGGCCACGUCAGCAAGGUGGUAACCCUGUUACAGCAGAUGCGAGACGACCUGGCCGCGUCGGGACGAACGGUGCCGCCCCAGGCGGUCGAAGCGGUGGUGUUUGCAUGCGCCCGGGCGGUGUAUCGGAGAAAAAAGUGGAAAGAGAAAGGGGGAAUGGUGGGGUCGCAUAGAGACAUGGGUAGAGGAGGUAGAGGUUACAGCAGAGGAGGUACAGGGGUGGGAGAGGAGGAUGGGGAGUUGCCUGCUGCAGCACUGGCUGAGCAUGCGUGGCGGUAUGAGGCGAGCAUUGCCGCAUGGCCGCAUGUCAUGUCGAUCAAGAGGGGGGUGGGAGAGUGGGCGGAGGGCGAUGAGGAGGGGAUGAUGGGAGAUGCAAGCAGAGGGAGGGUGGGGGAGUGGGAGCGUGCAGCGCGGGGCACGCGUAUGGGAAGCAGGGAAGCAGCAGCAGCAGCAGAUGGGGGGGGAGAGAGUCUUCCCGGGCUGCGGGCGUGCAAUGCGUAUCUCGCAGCGCUGGCAGGAGCAGCGGUGGCGAGCGGGGCUGAUGGGCGCAGGAGGGAGGCGGAGAGGUGGGGAGAGGAAGCAGAGGCGUUUUUCCGCGGCAUGCUGCGGGCGGAGAGAGGGCCGCUCACGGCUGCUGUGAACGCGCUGCUGCACAUGUACCUCCACCAGUCGCGCCUCAACGACCUUGAGAGAAGGUUUCAAGGAAUGAAAGAGGUGGGGUGCCUUCCCGAUCGCACAUCCUACCAUCUGCGCCUGGCAGCCCACAUGAAGGCCGGCAACGUGGGGUGCCUUCCCGACCGCACAUCCCACCACCUGCGCCUGGCAGCACACACCAAAGCCGGCAACGUGGGGUGCCUUCCCGACCGCACAUCCCACCAUCUGCGCCUGGCAGCGCACACCAGAGCUGGCAAUGUGGGCAUGGCCAAGAAGACCUUCCUCGAGAUGAACUCCCACCAGGACAUAGGCGUUGACUCGUCCGAGCUCCCUCCCACCCCCCCACCCCCCCACAGAACCGUACGUUCGCUGUAUCUGGACAUGGUGGGAAACCGGAAGGAUCGGGGCCGGAAACCGGGGAUGGUGCUGGAAGGAGCGGCGAGGGAAGCGGCGGAAGCAGUGUUUGGGAAGUUGAGGGUUGAAAGGGACGAGACGCGGAGCAUGAAGCUGAGUAAGGAGCAGCGGCAGGUGUUGGCAGGGGUGCUGCUGGGUGGAGCGAGGAUCGCUGCGCAGGACAACGAACGGACGUACGAGAUUCAUUUCGAGCAGCCGCUGGACAAUCCUGGCCGUGUAGAUCUGCUGGAUGGGCUGUACAGGGCGUUUGGCUCUUGGGCGAGUGCGCCGCCCAGAAACAUGCUGCUGCUCAUGCCGCCCGCCCCGGAUGCUCCUCCCGAUGCUGCUGCAGCCGCCGCCGCCGCCGCUAACGCCGCUGAUGCCGCCUCCUCUUCCUCUUCCAACCCACCCGCCGACCUUCUAGCAGCAGCAGGGGUGCGUCCGAUCCGCGUGCGUCACUUCGCCACCAUCCCCCACACGGCCCUCCGCUACCACGCACAGCGCUACCACCCGCAGGGCCCGCGCGUCAUUCCGAAGCUCAUACAGCGCUGGCUCACCCCUAAGACGCUCGCGCACUGGUACAUGUACAGUGGGAGGCGGUGUGAGGAGACUGGGGGGAUGAUCCUGCAUGCAAAGCAGUACUCGAGUCGGGAUUUGAGACGGAUUGCGCGGGCGCUGUGCGUGUCGGUGCGGGAUUGUGGCGUGAAGAUGAGGUAUAGAAGGCCGGGGCAGAGGGUGCUGGAGAAGGGAGGGAGGAAGGCGGGGAAGAAGUUGAGGAAAGUGGUGAGGGGUGGAGAGGGAGAGGAGGGUGGGGAGGGGGAGGAGGGGGGUGGAGGAGCGAGGGAUAGGUUCAGAUGGAAGGCUCAGAUGGGGAGGGUUGCGUUGGAGAGUCCUUGGGAUGCGCCGAACCUGAUUCGGUUCGGCGGAGCCACGGCGACGAGGCUGUGGAAGUUCAUGGAGGCGCAUGUGCUGCCGAGCCUGAGGGAUGAGCUUCGGCCGGGCGUGAGGAUGAGGGUCGGGGGAGGUGGUGGGGGGGUUGGUGGUUUGGGGGGAAAUGGUGUGUUGGGAGAGAGCAGGGACAGGGAGGAGGACGAGGAGGGGGAGAGGAUGGUGGGGAAUGGAGGGAUGGGUAGGGAGGGCCGAGAGGGGGAAGUGAUGGGAGAGGAGGGGAAAGAGGGUGGGGAGGUGUGGUCUGAUGAUGCAUGGGGUUCUGAUGUUCAGGAUGAGGAGGAAAGAGAUGAGGACGAGGAGGAGGAAGACGAGGAGGAGGAAGAAGAGGAGGAGGAGGCAGAAGAGGAGGAGGAAGAUGAUCAAGAGGAAGGAGACGAGGAUGAGGAUGAUGGCGGCGAUGAUUGGGAUGACAGGGAGGAUGAAGAGUGGGGAGAAGGGGAAGAGGCGGAGCUUGGGAGGGAGGAGGGGGAUGACAGGCUGCAUCGAGGCCAGCAAGGGUUUAGAGUGGAGAAUAGUGCUGGAGAAGAGCUGAGCAACGAGAGAAAAGGGCGAGCCAUUGGCAGGGAAAGGCUUGAGGAACAAGAAGGGCACGAGGGACAAGAGAAAGCGGGCAAGUUUGAGAGGAGGAGAUUCAGUCGGGGCCGGUUUAGCGAGAGGGAGAGGGAGAGGGACACACGGGAGGAGAUCGGGCUGAGCGAGUGGAUGCCGCUGGAGUUGGCGCUGUACAUGGAGAAGGUGCAGACUCCCGUGUUUAAGAAGAAACCCAAGAAGCGGUGA